GGAUUCUGAUCUCCCAGCAAAUGGUGUAUGUAAAAUUCAUCAGUUCUUCCAGGAAGGCUUUGUAGAAUUGGGUGGAUAAAUGUAUGUCAGAAGCCACUGUAGAAGGAACAGUAUAACAAUACAUGUCUUAUCGUCUCCACUGAGCCAACACCACAGCGACAUAAGCGUGCAUCAUAGGGGACAUUGUUACACCUCUCCUCUAAUAAGGCUCAAGGCAUUUGCUGUCAAGAUUCAGUUGUGGGAUCCCUCUGAAUAACCAUGGCAGAAGGCGGAUUCGAUCCCUGUGAAUGUAUUUGUUCACAUGAGCAUGCAAUGAGGAGACUAAUCAAUCUGUUACGACAGUCGCAAUCGUAUUGCACAGACACUGAAUGUCUUCAAGAAUUGCCAGGACCAAAUCCAUCAGCUGAUAAUGACAUCAGUGUGACAAUGAUAAUGAUGGGUUGGCUGGUUCUGGCAUUUGUCUUGUUCUUGAUGAGACCUGCGAACCUAAGAAGAUCUUUGACAGCUGAAAAGCCAUCCAGCCCACAUAAUGGACGAGAACCACCAGCUCCACCUGUGGACUAGAGCAUACAGGCAAAGCACAACAACAAUAACUUUGCACGACCAAAAGAACGAAAGUGACCGGACUACUCCUGAACUCAAUAACAAUACUGUUCUGUUCCAUACAUUUAAAUCCUUUUCCUUUUUCUCCUUUCAUUCUUAGACGCCUGUGUUUGAACAAAUUAACACAUAUAGGAGGUGACAUACAAUUGCAGUAACACUUGAGAGAAUAAUUUAAAAAAAAAACAGUUCUUUCCCCCAAUUUUUUUCAAAUUACAACAAUGUGCACAACCUACAAGCAGUUUAAUCUUUAAUUUUUGUACACUCUGUUCAAUGAGGUUGUUCACAACAAUUUCCAGUAGAUUACUGUCACCUGUAUUUCCAUGAAGCACAAUCCAUGUUGCUUUCAAUUUAUUCUGUUUCUACUACCAGAAUUGUUUCUGGCACAUAGAAAUUAAUCUAUUUGUGUUAUUCAGUGUAAAUAAUUCUCUAACACAAGGCCAAAUUCAAUUUCUUAUAAGGAAGCAGAAUGAUUUACCUAUCACCUGACAACCAAAGUCUGAAUAACUAAUUUCUAAAUUAGUAAUGUUGAUGUUGUCUUGCGUAUCUCUCAGUAAUGUAUAUAGCAAACUAAAUCCACCUUUAAACAGAUAUUUUCUGUGUAUGUAGAGGAAUGGUGUUCAUGAGGAAUUGUCCUUCUUAUAUGGACUUCCCUGUUCACUUUAGUGGAGUAUGCUAUGUCUAAAAGCAUACACUUGAGCAUUCUUCUUUCACAGUAGUUUAGAAUACACUGUAAACGGGAAGCAAUCUAUGCACUUUAGAAUGUGCAUAGAAAUUUGGCUGAGGAUAUGUCAAUAUUAUUUAUUCAAAAAUAGUGGAAGAAAAUCAAUGACCAGACACAGCAAUCUCCUUACAUUUUGAAAUCAGUGCACAUUUGCUGUACCUUUAAGGAUAGUGCCGCCUUUUUCACACAAGUAAAUGAAUUAUUUGUAGCCCAGUCUUGCUUUGCCAACAAAUACGUGCUUUGAAUAGCAUUUAUCAGUCAGUGGUUUCACACAAUGUUGUAAGCUAUUACAUUAUGUGACCACUGCUAAAUACUAAUGGCCAGUAUCUCUUUUUAAAAUUAAUGCAGUCCUAAAGAUAAUGUUUACCUAAAGAUAAUUUUUAUUCAAGAGGCAUUUGCAUAUUUUUCUAGAAUGUUCUGUUUCUUUUUGAUAACAUGACUCCACUGUGUAUUAUUUAUUCAAUUGCUAACAUUUUCAUACUCUUAGGAAUAGCUAAGCCUCUAGGGCAAAAAGUCCAGCUGUCAUUUCUUUUAUGGAUAACAAUAAUCAACUAAUGCUGUGCAUUUAUAAAAACUCCCAUCUGUUCACAAAACAAAACAGAAUGGCAUAUUUAGUAGCUGUUUGAAUAGAAAAUUCUAAUCUAUGCAUUGUACAUCACAUUAAUUAUAUUCCAGUGUUCACCACCACCAAAACAACGUAAGAUUGAAAGGUUCUGGGUUGCUACGAGUCUUCUGGGCUGUAUGGCCAUGUUCCAGAAGCAUUCUCUCCUGACAUUUCACCCACAUCUGGAACAUGGCCAUACAGCCCAGAAGACUCACAGCAACCUAGUGAUUCCGGCUAUGAAAGCCUUCAACAAUACAGUGAAACGUUUGUUUGUGAGAGCACCCUGAGAUUUUUGUAAAGGGAAUAAAGAGGCAGUUACAAAGCAAGUGUUGUUUCAGUUUAUAAAGCUUAUAAUGAAAAUGCAGGAAUAGAAUGCUAAGAAAUCAGAAUUGUAAAAGGCACUCUGCAUAUUUUUUAAAAAUGAUGUCAUAGACUGAGUUGAUAAAGACUAUUUGGAUUACAAAUGUGUUUAAACUGUGUUUUGAGUGCUCUUCUAUGUAAAAUGUCUCUUGUUUCAAACAAAUGUAGCAUUAUUAUAGAUGUCUUCAUUGAACUUUAGUGCCUGCUUUGGUAGUUGACAUUUAAAGAGUGUCCCCUGCCCACACAUGCUGAAUUAAAAAUGAUACCUCAUUGCAAGCUGAAGUGGCACAAUCCAUAUUUCUGCUAUCUCAGUGUAAAACAGAUAUAAGUCUGACAGGAUUCUUAAGUUGGUUGCAAACUGGAAUGUAGGAUUUGCCGUUUCCAUUCUUGUACAUUGUUCCUUUCCCCUCUACUUUGAAAUGACCUCCAGCAGCACAUAGAAUAGCUUUAAUAAUACGCUUUCUAUCAAUGUU
Anolis carolinensis (green anole) is the source of this 2761-nucleotide messenger RNA. RefSeq names its product small integral membrane protein 14 (gene smim14). The transcript is spliced from 5 exons. The record is from RefSeq and is a predicted model, not a curated record. Gene Ontology annotation, cellular component: endoplasmic reticulum. Bases 259 to 564 code for a protein of 101 amino acids. Lineage: Eukaryota; Metazoa; Chordata; Lepidosauria; Squamata; Anolidae.